UUGUGCGAGCUGGCAGAUUUGGCCACGGGGUCAACAAUAAUGCAGUGUGGGUUAAACGAAGCGAAUGUACGACCGUUGUGUGUGAGCAGGCUGUAGGAUACAGUGCUGCCAUUAACGUACUGUAAGCUGCGUGUGCGCGUACACGUAGGUGUUGUAAAACUUUCAGCUGGCGAGCGCAACUUUUCUUAUUUGUUUUGAGCUCCCUUUGUUACCCGACCGCUGUGUUUUUGUGGAUUCACCCCCAGUUCCUUUUGGCUUGAAAGCGUUGUCUGCGCUCUCUGGACCUGAUGUGCGUUCUGCAGAAGCUCGUCCACCCUCCCUUCAAAAAUUGCGACGGUAGCUAGCCUUGGAGAGUUUGUCCCCGAUGUCGCAGGAUACGAGCAGGGUGCCGUGUUUCAAGUUCUUGGGUAUUGUCUGGCAACAGGUGCGCUAGUCCUCAACGGAAGCCCUUUAUGUAGAAGACCAUGGAGGUGAUACUUGGUGGAAUACUUAACGGGACUGACUAUGACUAUAAGGAGGACUAUGAGUAUAUAGAGGACCCUGAGCAAAAUGGCAGUGAGGUUCCUGUGUUUCUCCUGGCUCUAUACACAGUGGUGGUGGUUGUAGGGCUUUUGGGGAAUGCACUGCUUCUGCGUGUUCUGGCUCAGAAGAGGCAGUAUUGGAGGAUAUCAGACACUUUCAUCCUCCACAUGGGUGUCACCGACAUCCUGCUGCUGUUGACGCUCCCCUUCUGGGCUGUACAGGCCAAUCAACCUUCUGGAUGGUGCUUUGGGGUUGUUCUGUGCAAGAUCUGUGGAGCCGUUUUCAGUAUCAACUUCUACAGUGGGAUCUUUCUGCUGGUUUGCAUCAGUCUAGAUCGCUGCCUGUCCAUCAUCUACUCUACACAGCUGUUCUCACGCAAGAAGCCUGUGUUAGCUCAUAUCAGCUGCCUUUUAGUCUGGAUCAUCUCCCUGCUCCUCAGCAUCCCUGACUUUAUUUUCCUGGUGGCUGAGAAGGAUCAAGCAGAAGCAAAUACACUGUGUGAUCACAACUACUCUGACUGGUUGCUGUUGUCACGCCUGCUCCACCUCACAGUGGGCUUCCUUCUACCUGUUGUCACCCUGAUCAUCUGCUGCUCCUGUUUCCUGCUAUGGCCACGGCACAGUUCUAAAGGCCUCCUGAAGCAGAGAACCAUCAUCCUAGCCCUAGUGGUGGUCUUCUUUUGCUUCUGGGUGCCAUACAACAUCACACUCAUUGUGGACACCUACAGGAACAGAUCUAAGGAACCUCUUGGUUUAUCUAAAAAUCAAGGUUCCCUGCAAACUGCUCUGAAGGUCACAUCUGUUCUGGCCUGUAUCCAUGCCUGCCUCAGGCCUCUGCUCUAUCUCGGCCUGUGUGGAAACUUCAGGAAAAGGGCUCUGGCCAUACUGAGAUGUGCUACAUUAGAGCCUAAAAGCUCGGUGUGGGAGCUGGGUGUUGGUGAGGAAGUCCUGUGUGACCAGGGUCAGGAGGAGGAAGAAAUGAAACAGAUGACAAUUGCCACAUCAGGUGCAAGUUAACUGAUGAACACAGAAAUACCCUACAGUGACUCGGCAGAUACUUAGUGUUCUACCCUAGAGGGGAAUUUAGUGUGAACACAUGCAAGUAAUGAGGGGGAGGACUGUAUUCUCUGUAAUGAUGAUAAAUAUAUAUUCUAAAAAAAAACAACAACCUCGCAUUACACUAAAGAAGCCAUGUCAUAGUGACGUAUGCUAUUGUGCUUUUAUUUUGUAAUCACUAUUGCACAACUUUAGCAUCUACCCCCCAAAAUCAUGCAGAUGCAUACAUUUUUAUUGUGUAUUAAUAUUCUUAUUAUUGAAAGAAAACUGGUUUUACAUUAUUUUAUAUACACGAUAAGCCAUAACAUUAUGAUCACUGUCAGAUGAAAUUAAUACCGCUAUCUCGUUACAAUGGCACCUGUCAGUGUGUGGGGUAUACUGGGCAGUGAACAUUAUAAGUGAACAUUC
This is a messenger RNA of Monopterus albus (swamp eel), 1985 nucleotides long. Its product is annotated as C-X-C chemokine receptor type 3-like. The transcript has 3 exons. The coding region runs from base 465 to 1538 and encodes 357 amino acids. Gene Ontology annotation, cellular component: external side of plasma membrane; membrane. Lineage: Eukaryota; Metazoa; Chordata; Actinopteri; Synbranchiformes; Synbranchidae. Gene Ontology annotation, biological process: immune response; G protein-coupled receptor signaling pathway; calcium-mediated signaling. Gene Ontology annotation, molecular function: C-C chemokine receptor activity; C-C chemokine binding. The record is from RefSeq and is a predicted model, not a curated record.